GAGGGAAUUUUUUUUUUUUUUUCGGGAUUUUCAGCCCCGCAAAGCCCAGCCAUGGCUCUCCGCCGCUCGUCCCGGCUCCGUGCCUCGGGCUCCUCCUCGGGCUCCUCCUCCGGCCCCGCUCCGGGCUCGGCCUCUCGGAGCAGCUCCCCCCGCAGCCCGGAGUUCCAGGAGGAUUCCGACUCCGGCAGCGACUUCGAGGCCUCCCUGCGCCCCCGGAGCAAGCGGGGACCGCCCCGAGGAGCCCCCAGGAGCCUCGCCCCGAAGCGCUCCCGCCGCUCCGGUGGGGAUGGGAGGGAUCUGGAGCAGAAUUCCCCGGAGCAGAAUUCCCUGGAGCAGAAUUCCCUCUUCGAGGCCGUUUUUUCUGGAAAAGUGGCCACGGAGACCCUGGUGGACGAGUGGCUGGAGUGGUACCGGCGGGACCAGGAGGCCGCGUUCCUGGAGCUGCUCAACUUCACCGUGCGCUCCUGCGGCUGCCGGGGCGUGGUGAGCCCGGAGAUGUUCCGGGAGCUGCAGAACUCCGAGAUCAUCCGCAGGCUCACCGAGACCUUCCAGGAGGACUCCCCCGAGUACCCUUUGUCCCAGAGCUCCCGUCCCUGGCGCCGGUUCCGUUCCGGUUUCUGUGACCUGCUGGCCGUUCUGGUGCGCCGGGGGCAGCACCGGGAGCUGCAGGACGGCUUCCUCAUGGGCUCGUGGCUGGCGUUCCUCACCGGCCUGGCCGACUCGCAGGUGCGGCCCUUCCGCCACACCGGCACCCUGGCAGCCCUGAAGCUGAUGAGCUCGCUGGUGGAGGUGGCGCUGGCCCUGGGGCAGCAGCAGGAGAAUUGUCAGCGCCAGCUGGAGGCAGAGAGGGGCAAAGAGCCCGGCCGCAGGGGCAGCGAGCGCCUCGAGGGGCUCUGCCAGCAGCAGCUGCAGCUGCGGGAGCAGCAGGAGGAGCUGGAGCUGCUGAUGAACGGGAUCUUCAAGGGCGUCUUCGUGCAUCGCUACCGGGACGUGGUUCCCGAAAUCCGCGGGAUCUGCAUGGAGGAGCUGGGGCUGUGGGUGAGGAGGUUCCCGGCGUCCUUCCUGACUGACAGCCACCUCAAGUACCUGGGAUGGACCCUGCACGACAAGCAGGGGGAGGUGCGGCUGCGCUGCGUGAGGGCCCUGCAGGGCAUUUACGGAGCUCCCGAGAUGGCCCCGAGCCUCGAGCUCUUCACCCAGCGCUUCAAGCCCCGCCUGGUGGCCAUGGCUCACGACAAGGAGCCCCAGGUGGCCCUGGAGGUGCUGAGGCUGCUCACGGCCAUGGACAGGAACCUGGAGGAGGCGCUGAGCCCCGAGGAUUGCCAGAGCGUCUUCCCCGUGGCCUUCGUGUCCAGCCGCGCCCUGGCCUCGGCCGCCGGCCACUUCCUGUUCCAGAGGCUGCUGGACCCCGCCCGGCACGGCGCGGGCGCCGGCGACUCGCGGAGCUUCUUCCUCAGCCUGCUGCGCUUCUUCCUGCGCUGCCAGCUGCACGAGCACGCCGCCUACCUGGUGGAUUCUCUGUGGGACUGCGCCGGGAGCCGCCUGCGGGACUGGGGACACGGCCACGGCGCUGCUGCUGCAAACUGGGACCACCCUGCAGCUGCACGAGGAGAAGGCUCUGGUGGAGAUCCUGAGCUGCAGCGGGCUCCGCGUGUGCCUGGGGCAGCCCUCCGGUCGGCCGCAGCCUCGGACGGAAGCUGUCCCCCCGGGAGCGCCGCGAGCAGCGCGAGGAGCGAGCGCGCCUGAGCCGCAGCCUGAUCCCGCUGCUGCCCCAGCUCCUGCAGAAGGUUCCGGAACUCCGGGAAUUUGGGAAUUCUGGCACACUCUGGGACAUCGGGACCACUGAAGGGAUUUGGGAUUUUUGGGGAUAUUUGGGGUUUUUGGGCACUUUGGGGGGAUUCGAGCUGAGUUUUUCCUGGUUUUUUCCCCCCAAAAUUCUCAUUUUUCGUCACAAAUUCCCAUUUUUCCUCUGGAAUUCCCAAUUUUUUCCCCUAAAAUGUUUGUUUUUCCCAAAAUCCCUGUUUUCUUUCUCUAGAAUUCCCAUUUUUCACCCCCAAUCAGUCUACUUCAAAUCCUUCUUUUUCCUAUAAAAUUCUUUCUUUCUCCCUAAAAUAGUUUUUCUUCCCUAAAGUUCCUAUUUUUCCCCAAAAUUCACAUUUUUUUUCCCCAAAAAUUCCCCUUUUUUCUCCCAAAAUUCCAAUUUUUUUCCCCCAAAAUUCCUAUUCUCCCCCCAAAAUUCCCAAUUUUCCCCCCUCAAAUUCCCACUUUCCCCCCCCCGAAUUCCAUUUCCGCCCCAAAUUCCCAUUCCUCCCCCAAAAUUCCCAUUUUUCCCCCUACAUUCCCAAUUUUCCCUCCAAAAUUCCCACUCAUCCCCCAAAAUUACCAUUUUUUUCCCCAUAAUUCCCAAAUUUUCCCCCAAAAUUCCCCUUUUUUUUCUCCCAAAUUCCCAUUUUUCCCCCUAGAUUCCCAUUCCUCCCCCAAAAUAACCAUUUUUUUUCCCCAAAAUUACCAUUUUUCCCCCAAAAUUCCCAAUUUCCCCCCCCAAAUUCCCAUUUUUCCCCCCUAAUUCCCAUUUUUUCCCCUCAGGUCCCAAUUUUUCCCCUGAAAAUCCCAUUCCCCCCCCCAAAAAUUCCCUUUUUUCCUCCAAAAUCCCAAUUUUCCCCCCUGAAAUUCAUAAUUCCCCCCCCCCAAAUUCCAUUUUUUCCCCCCAAAAUCCACAUUUUCUUCCCCCAAAAUUCCCAUUUUCCCCCCAAAAUUUCCAUUUUUUUCCCCCAAAAUUCCCAUUUUUAUCCCCCCAA
Molecule: messenger RNA, 2798 nt
Organism: Passer domesticus (house sparrow)
Lineage: Eukaryota; Metazoa; Chordata; Aves; Passeriformes; Passeridae
Product: cohesin subunit SA-3-like
Exons: 17
Coding region: 52-1746 (564 amino acids)
Biological process (GO): sister chromatid cohesion
Cellular component (GO): nucleus; chromatin; cohesin complex
Molecular function (GO): chromatin binding
Source: RefSeq, a predicted model, not a curated record